AUGGCAUCCGUCAAAUGGCCAAUGCUCAAUUUACACCUCUGGAGCUCAUUGCUGGAUGUCUCGAUCAGUUUGCUUACCACUCCGUACGUUUUGUUUCCCGUCGCGGUCGGAGUUCCGUAUGGAUUGAUGGAAUCGGUCGGCAUAAAGACACAAUAUCAAGUUCAUUGGGUCGUCACAGUCGUUGGAUGUUAGUGCUACUUCACCCGAACAGUGUUAACGCCAACGAUUUCAGUGGUGACCACUGCAACUCUCACAGUAUUCGAGAAUCGUUUUCACAUCUUGACAGCCGGAAAAACUGUUUGGAGUCGUCACCGAAUCGCAGUAUUAUCCAUACUUUACUCCUUCAUGGCCACUUUUCUGCUGCCGUUCACUCUCAGCAUUCCAGAUCAAAAUGUUGCUGUUAAAAUAGCAUUGAAUGUAAGUUUUCCGACAAAAAUGGCAAAGACGAGAAGUUAAAACCAUGAAUGAGUUUGCAGAAACUUCCAUGCCUCCCACCAGAAGUCUACAAAUUGAAAAUGUUCGUUUACUCCCUCAACAUUCUGCCUUUAUUAUGCAUCGUCAUCGCCCUUUUCCUACUCCACGUCUUUGUCAUUUUCAGUUUUGCCGGUCUAUGCAUCAAAACCUUGUUGCGAAAAAGUACGCGGCUAUCGAAGAAGACGUUGACUCUUCAGAGAAAGUUCCUCUACGCGUUGAUCACUCAGACGUCCGUUCCGGUUCUCUUACUGUUCUGUCCGAUUGGCUACAUCGCAACGUCCGCCGCAAGAGGCUAUCACAAUCAGGGGCUCAACAACUUCAUGUUCAUUGUAUUCUCGUUCCACGGAGUCGUCACCACACUCACAAUGCUCCUCUCGCAUCCCCGUUAUCGAUCCGCAACGCUUUCCAUUUUCGGCUGCUCGCCCUAUUGCAAAUUCCAAUCAAUUCUAGUACUUUCUUCAAGUGUAUAAAGCGAACAUUUCUAUUGUACACGUAUGUUUUUAAGUAGUCCCUUCGUUCCCAUAAAAGUGAGCUCGCGUGUCCCUCCUCCGCGCAUCAGAGGAUGAUGAUUCGAUUAUGAGACUCGCCUUUAAAACCCUGUCCAGUGGCCAUUCUCCGCACAAACAGUCAAUGUUUCAGUCCGUUCCCUUACUUCUUCUCGCUCUUCUCUGUCUUGAAGGCUCCGUCGAAGCUGGCGAUGGAUCGGAAGUCAUCGUGAAGGAGUUCAUAGCCACCUUCCAUAAAGUUGUCAAAUCGAGGGACAAGGAUUCGAUCGGCGCACUCUUCGACGAUGACUAUUUUCUGCAUGGGUGCAAGAUAAACCGUACUAAAGGUGAGUUUCUUGAGUUUCUCCGUUUCUCAACAAUCAAACACAUCCGCCAACGUUUGCAGAUGAACAAGUACAGUUUCUGAGCUCGUUGUUUUCCGAUUUUUCGGUCGAUCUCGAUUUCAAGAUAUGUCACUUCAUGCGCGACAGCAAGGACAUCAAAGUCUACACGAAAAUCAAUAAAGAAGGGCCAAAAGCCGAGUACAUGCUCGUGUUGCACUUUUCGGCGGACAAGUACCGACUGAAGAGUGCCACCGAGUGGUGUGGCAACAGCAUCCGAUCUUUUGUGGACGUCGUCCCUCCGCAUAACAAAUACGUCUUUGAGAUUAUUUCUGCUUACGUGAGGACACUUGUACAAGCGGUCGACGAGAGGAACUCGGCGAUGAUUUCCUCAUUUCUUUCGAGAAACUUUGUAUUACAACUUUGCGCCGACAAGUACACCAAGCGUCAAAUCAUCGCAUUUCUCGUCAGUUUACCCAAAUUCACUCGCUACUCGGUCGACCUCAUUUCUGCCGAAUUCGUCGACGACACGCACCGUUCCAUCGUUUUCACCGUUGAGAUUUAUGAUUACGGACAAGAGUUGACCGCUGAGUUUACUACCAAAAUUGAGAACAACAAUAUUAUCAUCGUAUCUGCUCGUUCGUUGGACUGCAUGUAUUGA
Molecule: messenger RNA, 1961 nt
Organism: Caenorhabditis sp. 36 PRJEB53466
Lineage: Eukaryota; Metazoa; Nematoda; Chromadorea; Rhabditida; Rhabditidae
Source: the annotation of a GenBank genome assembly